CCCCCGCGGCCGCGCCUCCUCUGCGCUGGGGCUCUGAGCCGCCGUGCCGCCCCCAUGAGCACGCCCGGGCGCCCCUGCGCGAAGCGCUGAGCCGCUGCCGCGACCCGAGCACCGGCCGCCGCCAUGCGCUGGGCCUGGGCCGCGGCCAUGGGCCUCCUCUGGCCGCAGCUCGCGCUCCUCGGGGCCGUCGGGGCGCGGCGGGAGCAGAAGAGGCCGCGGCAGCCGGGCCCGCGCGCGGAACCCCGCAACGCCACCGUGGCCAACAGCGAGGGGCUGCCCGGCUCCCCCAAGCUGCCUGAGGCCUCGGGGCCCGAGUUCUCAGAUGCCCACAUGACGUGGCUGAACUUUGUCCGGCGGCCGGAUGACGGGGCCUUGAAGAAACGGUGCCGAGGCCGGGACAAGAAGUCGCGAGGCCUCUCCGGCCCCCCCGGCCCUCCCGGCCCCCCGGGACCCCCUGGGCCCGCUGGUGCGGAAGUCACGCGGGAGGUUCUGCUGCAGGAGUUUCAGGAGAUGCUGAGAGAGGCCACCGAGCGUCGGUUCUCGGGGGCUUGGGGCUCGCUGCUGCCUGAGGGGCCGGGCGGGCGGCUGGUGGCCGAGGCCUUUCACUGCCGGCUGCGGGGCCCGGUGCCGGUGGACAAGAAGACGCUGGUGGAGCUGCAGGGCUUCCAGGCCCCCACUGCCCAGGGCGCCUUCCUGCGGGGCUCGGGCCUGAGCCUGGCCUCCGGCCGAUUCACAGCCCCGGUUGCCGCCAUCUUCCAGUUCUCGGCCAGCCUGCACCUGGACCGCAGGGGCCUGCAGGGCCGGGCCCGAGCCCGGGACUCAGUGCGGGUGCUCAUCUGCAUCGAGAGCCUGUGCCAUCGCCACACGUCGCUGGAAGCCGUCUCGGGCCUGGAAGGCAGCGGCAGGGUCUUCACGGUGCUGGUUCACGGGCUGCUUCAGCUGCAGGCCGGACAGUACGCCUCCGUCUUCGUGGACAAUGGCUCCGGGGCGCCCCUCACCGUCCAGAGCGGCUCCAGCUUCUCCGGCCUCCUCCUGGGCACGUGAGGCCACGGCCAGCCCCAGGGGAGCUGCGUCGGGAGGCCCCUCGGGGCCAUGGGAGCUACCGGUGACCCAUCCGCUCUGCCCUCUGUUCAAAGUGUGGUCACACAAUAAAGAGUC
Messenger RNA from Eptesicus fuscus (big brown bat), 1158 nucleotides. It is a transcript of the gene C1QTNF12, whose product is annotated as C1q and TNF related 12. The transcript is spliced from 8 exons. Gene Ontology annotation, molecular function: hormone activity. Bases 124 to 1044 code for a protein of 306 amino acids. The record is from RefSeq and is a predicted model, not a curated record. Lineage: Eukaryota; Metazoa; Chordata; Mammalia; Chiroptera; Vespertilionidae. Gene Ontology annotation, biological process: positive regulation of D-glucose import across plasma membrane; negative regulation of gluconeogenesis; positive regulation of insulin receptor signaling pathway.